GUUAGAGUCGUGAUAAAACCAUCGCUGACAGCACCUUGUUUCCGCAAACGAGCUAAACGGGUCUGACGCUUUCACUUUUAUACAGGAACUUCUAAAAUGGCGCACACGCUCAUCGAUCUGCUGGGAACGCCGGGUCCGGGGGACGAGAUUCUUGGCUUCCUCCACGGUGGCGAAGUGGCACGGCUUGCGUGCGUGUCGAAAACCACACGCGAGGCGGUUGCGCGGAAGGACGGAAAGUUGCGCUGUCGCAACUUGCUGCUGCAAUUCGACUGCGAAGGGUCUCCGUAUGACAAGCCAGAAGUGCGGCGCCGCGACCUAGGACACAUUUUCGCGCGAAUGGACACGCAGGGGCUUCAGUCGCUACUGGUGGAAGUGCGGGCGAGGCCCGCGGAUCCGGAUGAGGACCGGUUCCCGCCAAUAAUCAUCGACCCGCUGCUGGGACAUAUCCAGUCGUUACUGGGUCCAGCAUUGCGUGAAUUCGGCCUGAUCUUAAUGUACGUGCAUGAUGAUGAUGAUAGUGAUGAUGAUGAUAGUAACGAUGAUGCACCGGUGCCUGAUCUCUACCACGACUGCGCGGCCCCGGAAAAAGCCACGCUCAAUCAUUUUGCGCGGUCUCUGGUGCUGCUGCCGCGACUAGAAAACGUCUUCUUACCUACGACAUUAGCGCUGCAGCCGAUUUAUUUUCCCCCCGGAGUUUCCGCACGCGUGCCGACCUUGCGGGGAGUGCACCUGAUGAGCGAGCUCAACCUUCUCGACGCCACUCAUGAAUCGCUGCUGUGUAGGAUGCUUGCAAUAACCGAAGAGAACUCCGAGCGGAACACUAGUGAGACCGAGGCGUCGACGACGUCCUCGGCUGAUGGAGGCGGGAUUGGGAUCAGCAACCUCAAGGCUUUCUCCUGUCGGGGGGUCGACUGUAGCAGAAUUCAACAGCUUGAAAACAUGAAGUCCGACGCUGGAGGCGCACUGCUGUGGAAAAAGUUGACCGGGCCUUCCUUGCGAAAGCUAUCGCUGUUCGCUUACAGUAGCAAUGCUUCGAGGCUCUGGUCCGUAGGUUGGAUGUGGGUCUGCUGUCCCCGGCUUGCACAUUUGGAAGUGGAUUUCGUACCCCUGAACUGCGAGUGCGACUACCUGAAACGCUUCCCGAAGCUCGAGUCUCUCUCGCUUCGCGACCUGGAUUACGAUAAGUCCCAGUGUGGCCGUGCAUCGCUGUUGAAACUCCUAACAGAGUUCGACUUUGACGAGCGGCGGCUGGUUUUUAGUUUGGCGAAGUUAUCCGUUUUGGAAAUCGGGGUGCUCUACGGCAGAGCGAGUGUCCGUCCGUCGCCUGCUCCUACACGGAGAAAGAAUACCUACUCGCUCCGGAAGGCGGUUCAGGCUUUUUUCACUUCAGAGGAAAAUAGCAUCGACACAUCUACCUACGUCCUGACGAGUGGCCCGCCACUACUGCCAAUGAUUCCUCACGAAGUUACAAUGGAAGAUUAUUGAAGUACGUCGAUCGAUCAUCUUCUUUGCACGGACCUCCUGUCCGGGAAUCUAAUGUCGCUGUCAUGUUUGCUCUCAUCAGAGUUACGCUUAAAAAAGUAGUCGUGUCCUUCGUGGAUGUUGUGUGUGCUUUCCGAAUGAAUCCAUUGAGCCGAGAUCUUCUGGUACAAGAAGCCACUGCCGAAGUAUUGGCGCGAGUCAGGAGGCCUUCACAUCAUGGGGGCGGUGGAUCCAUGUG
This is a messenger RNA of Amoebophrya sp. A120, 1720 nucleotides long. The record is from the annotation of a GenBank genome assembly. NCBI's taxonomy places the organism in Eukaryota, Dinophyceae, Syndiniales, Amoebophryaceae.